AUGUCGUGUGCAAAGUGUCAAAAUCCUCUGACCCUCGAGGUCGAUCACUCGGAUGACGAAGACGUGUCUAUGGGAGCCGGUUCUUCCAGCGCUGCCGCAGCUCAGAACAAUCACACAGUCCCUGACGAUGUAGCGCUCAAUUGCGGCUGCCACUUCCACUGGCAAUGUCUGAUCGACGAAUAUCAAAUCACCGAAUGUCCCUCAUGUCACCAAUCCUUGCUCACUCCCGCUCCGAACGGAGGCCAACAACUACUGUGCACCUUGCACAACGAGGGCGGCGUACAAGAGAACCUCGACAUCCUUCCUAUUCUGACAGAGGAGGCCUAUUUGCACGCAUACCCCGAGGACAGAAUCAGCCGCGCCUUCCUCGAACUCUGCCGCGAAGGUGACGUCUCGGCCGUCGUUGACCUGCUGAAGAGCUGCAACGAGCCCGACUCAGACGAUGAUGACAUGGACGACGAGCCUGUCGUCCCGAAAAAGUCCAUGGACGAGGUCCUUCGUUACCAAGAUCCAAUCGGCGACAUGCAAUCCGGUCUUCACGCCGCAGUCGCUGGCAACAGUCGCGAGGUCGCUUGGUUGCUAUUACUGCUUGCAUCGGAGCUUUCUGAAAUGGAGUUCCCUGCUUUGGUAUACCAACAAGCCGCCUCGCUAGGCAUCAUGAGAGAGGAUCAGACGGGUAAAGUUGACAUCAGAAGCCUCAAGGAUGGCCAGGGAAGAAGUGCGGAACAAUUGGCUGCCGAGCUCGGCGGUGUGUGGCAUGGCUGGCCUGGUAGCGGUCGCUUGUCCGUCUAA
Molecule: messenger RNA, 792 nt
Organism: Aureobasidium subglaciale EXF-2481
Lineage: Eukaryota; Fungi; Ascomycota; Dothideomycetes; Dothideales; Saccotheciaceae
Exons: 2
Coding region: 1-792 (263 amino acids)
Source: RefSeq, a predicted model, not a curated record